GUCCUGGUAAAUACUGCUUGCUGUGUUUUGAUGCUGGUGGCUAAGCUAAUCCAAUGUAUUGUGUUUGGUCCACUUCGAGUGAGCGAGAGACAGCACCUCAAAGACAAGUUUUGGAAUUUUAUCUUCUACAAGUUCAUUUUCAUUUUUGGCGUGCUGAAUGUCCAGACCGUGGAGGAGGUGGUCAUGUGGUGCCUCUGGUUUGCUGGCCUGGUCUUUCUGCAUCUGAUGGUUCAGCUCUGCAAGGACCGAUUUGAAUAUCUUUCCUUCUCGCCCACAACCCCGAUGAGCAGCCACGGCCGAGUCCUGUCCCUGCUGAUGGCCAUGCUGCUCGCGUGCUGCGGGCUCGCGGUCGUCUGCUGCGUCACCGGCCACACGCACGGCGUGCACACGCUGGCCUUCAUGGCCGCCGAGUCUCUUCUUGUGACAGUGAGGACCGCGCAUGUGAUUUUACGAUACGUCAUUCACCUGUGGGACCUCAACCACGAAGGGACGUGGGAAGGAAAGGGGACCUGUGUGUACUACACAGACUUUGUCAUGGAGCUCACGCUCUUGUCCCUGGACCUCAUGCACCAUAUUCACAUGUUGCUGUUUGGCAACAUCUGGCUGUCCAUGGCCAGCUUGGUGAUCUUCAUGCAGCUGCGCUACCUCUUUCACGAGGUCCAGCGUCGAAUCCGUCGGCACAAGAACUACUUGCGUGUGGUUGGGAACAUGGAGGCCAGGUUUGCCGUGGCAACCCCGGAGGAGCUGGCUGUCAACAACGAUGACUGUGCCAUCUGCUGGGACUCCAUGCAGGCCGCCAGGAAGCUGCCCUGUGGACACCUUUUCCACAACUCCUGUCUUCGUUCCUGGCUAGAGCAAGACACGUCCUGCCCCACCUGCAGAAUGUCUCUCAAUAUCGCUGACAGCGGCCGCGCCCGCGAGGACCAGCAGGGGGAGCACCUGGAUGAGAACCUGGUUCCCGUGGCUGCGACCGAAGGCAGGCCGCGCCUGAACCAGCACAAUCACUUCUUCCACUUUGACGGGUCCCGGAUUGCGAGUUGGCUGCCGAGUUUUUCCGUGGAGGUCAUGCACACCACCAACAUCCUUGGCAUCACGCAGGCCAGCAACUCCCAGCUGAAUGCCAUGGCUCACCAGAUCCAGGAGAUGUUCCCCCAGGUGCCCUCCCACCUGGUGCUGCAGGACCUCCAGCUGACGCGCUCCGUGGAAAUAACCACAGACAACAUUUUAGAAGGUCGCAUUCAAGUCCCUUUCCCCACACAGCGCUCAGAGAGCAUUAGACCUGCACUGAACAGUUCCAUGGACAGGCCAAGCAGUGAACAGGAGGAGGGGGAAGCGUCCACUCAGACGGAGCGUGUGCCCCUGGACCUCAGCCCCUGGCUGGAGGAGACACUGGAUUUCAGCGAGAUGGACGCCGAGCCCAGCGAGCUGGUGGACUUCGAGGCCCGGGGCAGCCGCUUCUCCAAGUCCGCAGACGAGAGGCAGCGCAUGCUGGUGCAGCGCAAGGACGACCUCCUGCAGCAGGCGCGCAAGCGAUUCCUGAACAAAAGUUCUCAAGAUGACUCCGCCUCAGAGAGCUACCUCCCCUUGGAAGGCACGUCCUCCGACCCGGUGACCCUCCGUCGAAGGAUGCUGGCUGCGGCUGCCGAGCGGAGACUUCAGAAGCAGCAGGCCUCCUAACGCUGCCUCCUCGGCAGCCGCUCCUGCGCUUGCGUGUGCCGAGAGGAGAGGCCUCCGUGUGCAGAAGUGGGCCGCCGCGCCGCGCUGUACAAAGCAUGUGGUCUGACUAGUGUUUGGACAGCUGACACAUUUAAUCCUUCUUUGUAAUACUUUGUGACAUUUCUCCUCCCUUUGGCAACACUGCACAUUUUAACUCUAGGCGUGAUCUCUUCUGGUGUUGACUGGACUUCUUGGGGUUGGGCGGAGGUUGAGAGGAAGUGGGCAGCCAGAGACCUGCAGCAGGCAGCUUCGACGUCUGCUUUGUGCACAAGCUCUGGUGGGUGGGGGAGAUGCAGCCAAACCAUGGACGGACACCCCGAGCCCCGUCCACACCAUCGGCGAGGUGGGGGCUCAAGCUACUGUUCUUGGUGCCUGGCAUUCCAGACCCACCAGUGCCUGGCCCCCUGGACAGGCAGGGCAUCUGAGAAAGAGCUCUUGGCUUGGUGCUGGUGUCGAAGGGGGAGCGAGGGCCCUCUGUGCCACAGCAGGGCCUGGCCUGACCUGAGGAAGUCCAGCAGUGGGGUGCUUUAUCUCUGAUGGCCCUGGCAUCUUGGGAUCGGACUCUUUUAGAGUUGCCUUGUGUGUGUCUCCUCCAAGUCUCAGUGUCGUUGGGGCCCAGAGAAGCUGGCCCUGAAGGGAGGCGGCAGGCAAUCUGCUCUGGUUUUCAUCCCCGGUCAGUGAGGGAGGCCGGUCCUGGGGGAGACGUAGGCCUUGCAAGAUGGGGCGGAGUAGGUUAUGGAGGGCCUGACUUUUGCAAAGAUAGCGCGUUUUCCUUUUUUGUUCUUCAAGCCCUUCCUUUUCCUAACUUUGUUCUCACUGGUUUAUCCACCCAGAUAGGCCGGGCACUGAGUUCCCCGGCCUUCUCCAGCUCGCUCUCAUUUGCCUUCAAGAUUGGAAACAAGCACGCUUAGGUUACACAGCUCAGUCCCUUGGACUGAAAAAAAACCCCAACUUUUUUCAUGUUUGGAAGCAUCCUUUUAGGGUAGUUCUUUGGAGCAGAAUCCAGUAUUAUCUGAAACUAUUGGCAAAGUUAAAUGUGUUUUCCAUAACUGCAACCUUUCAGUAUGUUGACAGUCAUGAGAAAAGGGUGGUGAGUAAAUAUUUAGGCAGAGAUAAUUUAUUUCAAUAAAACUUUGAAAAAGCCUUACCUUGAACUGCUGUUAGUAAAUUCCUGUGAUUUUUAAAAUUUUGUUUUGUUUUGCUAAGAGCAUAGCCAUUUGUCUGUUUUUACUGUAAAGCAAUAAUAAAAGGCAAACUCUCCUA
Molecule: messenger RNA, 2979 nt
Organism: Echinops telfairi (small Madagascar hedgehog)
Lineage: Eukaryota; Metazoa; Chordata; Mammalia; Afrosoricida; Tenrecidae
Gene: AMFR
Product: autocrine motility factor receptor
Exons: 13
Coding region: 31-1677 (548 amino acids)
Biological process (GO): endoplasmic reticulum unfolded protein response; protein K48-linked ubiquitination; ubiquitin-dependent protein catabolic process
Cellular component (GO): endoplasmic reticulum; ubiquitin ligase complex; cytosol
Molecular function (GO): ubiquitin protein ligase activity; ubiquitin binding
Source: RefSeq, a predicted model, not a curated record